AUGUCUUGCAUUUUUGAACGACCAGAACUAUUAGAAAAAGUUUUGGAUCUAGUUUUGCGAAUGGAAGGGUUUCUGAGUUUGUGGGCAAUGCGAAGAACUUGUAACAUUUGGAAUACAACUAUAAUUGAACUUGUGCUUCAAAAUUUGAGAAAAUAUUUCGGUUUUGAACUUAUAAUUUAUGACCAAUUUAAUAAUUUGAGCAGUCAUACUCUCGUAAUUCAAAGUUUUAGUCAAGAUGGCUUUUUCUCUUUUGCCAAUCAUGACGUUCUUCUUCCAGAUGUUGCAGUUUGUAAAUUGAGAGUUAAUUGCAUUCAAAUCAAAAAUUUGCCUGAUUUCACUAAAGAUUUGUUUCUUGAUUGGAAAGUUGGAGAUAUUCGUCUUCGUCUGGACUCUGAAACCCAGGCAAUGUCAGUCUCUUCCGGAUUGAACGAUUCAAAGAAAGGAUUAUGUUUCACAUUAAGUUCCGUAGAAUUUUUAACAAUAGUUGAAGACUUUAAUGAGAAAAUCAAUAAUCUUGCUGAAAAUGAGAAAAUAUAG
Ambispora gerdemannii is the source of this 537-nucleotide messenger RNA. Lineage: Eukaryota; Fungi; Glomeromycota; Glomeromycetes; Archaeosporales; Ambisporaceae. The record is from the annotation of a GenBank genome assembly.